Molecule: messenger RNA, 813 nt
Organism: Mastomys coucha (southern multimammate mouse)
Lineage: Eukaryota; Metazoa; Chordata; Mammalia; Rodentia; Muridae
Product: olfactory receptor 4A5-like
Exons: 2
Coding region: 1-813 (270 amino acids)
Biological process (GO): G protein-coupled receptor signaling pathway
Cellular component (GO): membrane
Molecular function (GO): olfactory receptor activity; G protein-coupled receptor activity
Source: RefSeq, a predicted model, not a curated record
AUGGGAGAGACUAACAAUGUCACAGAGUUUAUCCUGCUGGGUCUCACUCAGGAUCCUGCUGGGCAAAAAGUAUUGUUUGUCAUGUUUUUACUCAUCUACAUUGUGACAAUAGGGGGCAACCUGCUCAUUGUGGGGACAGUGAUUGCCAGCCCCUCCUUGGGCUCCCCAAUGUACUUCUUCCUUGCCUUUCUCUCACUUAUGGAUGCUGUUUAUUCCACUGCCAUCUUGCCCAAGUUGCUCACAGAUUUACUUUGUGAUAAGAAGACCAUCUCCAUCACAGCUUGUCUGGUUCAGCUUUUUGUGGAGCAUUUAUUCGGUGGUGCUGAAGUCUUCAUUUUGGUGGUGAUGGCCUAUGAUCGCUAUGUGGCCAUCUGUAAGCCACUACACUAUUUGACCAUAAUGAAUCGACAGGUUUGCAUUCUCUUGUUGGUGGUGUCCUGGGCUGGAGGAUUUGCUCAUGCUCUGCUUCAAGUUAUCUCUGUGUAUUUACUUCCUUUUUGUGGACCCAAUGUCAUUGACCAUUUUGCUUGUGACAUGUACCCACUGCUAGGACUCGCAUGCACUGACACCUACUUCCUCGGACUCACUGUAGUUGGCAAUAAUGGAGCAAUGUCUAUAGUGGUCUUUAUCCUCCUCCUGAGACCUGUCUCCAACUUUCCUAUUGAUAAAUAUAUUACUGUCUUUUAUACAAUUUUUACUCCAAUGUUGAACCCUUUAAUAUAUACUUUAAGAAACAUGGAGAUUAAAAAUUGUAUGACAAAGCUGUGGGGUAAAAUGUUCACUAAAGACAUAAAAAGAAUUUCUUCUCACUGA